AUGAGAUGUGAUACAAAUUUAAAUGAUGGUUGUUCUGGUAGGUCACGUACAGUUAGUGACGAUGAAAAUGUUUGCAGCAGUACAACUCUGACGUUUGAAAGUACAUUAUUGGAAGGUUUCGUUUUGAAGCCUUCAUUAUCGUCGACGUCAUCAACAUUCUCAUCCUCAUCAUCGUCGACAUCAUCACCAUCCCACUGCUUUUUUUUCGAAUAA
This is a messenger RNA of Trichobilharzia regenti, 213 nucleotides long. Lineage: Eukaryota; Metazoa; Platyhelminthes; Trematoda; Strigeidida; Schistosomatidae. The record is from the annotation of a GenBank genome assembly.